Acomys russatus (golden spiny mouse) is the source of this 913-nucleotide messenger RNA. RefSeq names its product glutathione S-transferase theta-3. NCBI's taxonomy places the organism in Eukaryota, Metazoa, Chordata, Mammalia, Rodentia, Muridae. The record is from RefSeq and is a predicted model, not a curated record. Bases 150 to 875 code for a protein of 241 amino acids. Gene Ontology annotation, molecular function: glutathione transferase activity. Gene Ontology annotation, cellular component: cytoplasm. Gene Ontology annotation, biological process: glutathione metabolic process. The transcript is spliced from 5 exons.
GCACUGAUCUAGGCUUGGAAGCACUGUGGGCCAGGGACCCAGCCGUUCCUGCUUGCCGUUGCAGCUGCUCCUACCUUCGUCCUCGGGGAGGCAGUUCCUCGUCGGCCAGUUUCUGCAGUGUGCCAGCGGCUACUUCCUCAGCCUCCGUCAUGGCCCUGGAGCUCUACCUGGACCUGAUGUCCCAGCCCUGUCGUGCGGUGUACAUCUUCGCCAAGAUGAACCGCAUUCCCUUCCAGCUGCGUACCAUAGAGUUGCUUAAAGGCCAGCACUACACUGAUGACUUUGCCCAGGUGAAUCCUCUGAGGAAGGUGCCAGCUCUGAAGGAUGGAGACUUCGUCUUGGCAGAGAGCGUGGCCAUCUUGCUGUAUUUGAGUAGGAAAUACAAGGCCCCUGAUCACUGGUACCCUCAGGAGCUACAGGCUCGAGCUCGUGUAGAUGAGUAUCUGUCUUGGCAGCACACAGCCCUGCGGAGUUGUUGCACCAGGGCCAUGUGGCAGAAGAUGAUGUUCCCUGUGUUCCUGGGACAGCCGGUACCUCCUGAGAUGUUGGCAUCCACUUUGGCUGAGCUGGAUGGGUGCCUGCAGAUGCUGGAGGACAAAUUCCUGCGGGACCAGGCCUUCCUUACAGGGUCCCAUAUCUCUGUAGCUGACUUGAUGGCCAUCACAGAGCUGAUGCACCCUGUCAGUGCUGGCUGCAAAAUCUUCGAGAGCCGACCCAAAUUGGCCGCGUGGCGUCAGCGUGUGGAAGCUGCGGUAGGGGAGAGCCUCUUCCAGGAGGCCCAUGCAGUUGUUCUGAAGGCUAAAGAUAUGCCACCUCUGAUGGACGCGACCUUGAAGGAGAAGCUGAAGCUCUCGGUCCAGUGCUUGUUGCAUUGAGGAACUAGCCGGAACUGCAAAACCAUCAAGAGAUACGC